AUCACAAGUCUGCGCUCUCGACGCACGUCCACAACCGUGUUAAAUCGACCGAGUGUAAAAGUAGUCAACCAUGGCCGGUCACCCUUCCAAGUGCUCGCUACACACUUUGAACGCGUUAUACAUGAUAUUCGCCCUCGCUCUAGUCGCCGGCGCAAUUUGGUUCUUCGUCGAAGUUACCGAAUUCACAAAUUUAAGAAACAGCAAUCAUUAUUUGUUGGACUAUAAUGUGUACUGGCCACAGGCGACGCCGUGGAUAUUUAUAGUGGUCGGUGUAAUGGCUGUUUGUGUAUCAUGCUGCGGAUUCUCUGGUGUGAGGAAGGAGAAAAAGGGAUUGCUCACAGUCUACAACGUAUUCCAAGGUAUCACGAUUAUUCUCCUAAUCGCUGCGGCAAUCAUCGCCCUUGUGUUCGCUGACAGCAAAGCGACAGACGAUUUCAUCAACGACACCGUGUGGGAUGCGUACUUCCAAUCGAAAUCCGAAAAAAACGUCGAAGCUGCCUUCUCCAUCAUCGAGCGACGCCUCCACUGCUGCGGGUCUGAAAGUCCCCGAGACUACAAGAACUGGAAAAAUGAAUUUCCACCUUCCUGCUGCGAUACUUACUACCACGGAUGGAUCGGACAAUACGUUCUGGAUUGCGACUUCACAAACAAACUGGCCAACGAGAGACAUGGAUGUGUACAGGUGGCGACACAGUACUCGAGGAUCUUCAUCAAAGUUUUGUCUGCUGUGUCGAUAUUCACGGCUCUGCUAGGCUCCGUCGCCUUGGUGCUGUGCGCACUGUACACGAAGGCGUUGCGUCCGAAACCAAGGGUGAUUAAUCGAGUGGAAACCGAGAGCAACAAAGGCCUCUUGUAAAUGAAACUGUAAAGUUCCUUAAGGCAUAAUUGUGUUUUCACGGGAGUCCAUUUACACAUGUAAGUAACGCUUAUCUCGUGUUGUGAGACCGUACCGUCACCAGAACAAAAAUUCAAGUUAGUUAAGUGUGUGAUUAUACAGAAAUGUGAUAAUUUAUUUUGUAAUCUCAGUUUUGUAUGUGUCACCAAUUUUGUAACUGUUCUCUUUGAUACUUUGCAGUAGAGGCAGUUUCAAAAUACGCUGCACAUUAAAAGCUACUAAAGUUCUUGUAAGGUGCGACUCUACCUCGGUGUAACUUUUCAAACAUGUAAAACCUGUUUUUUAAGAAAAAUACAACCAGUAGUAUUUGUGUGCUUAAAUUGACAAUAAUCAUAUAACACACGUAUAUGUGAGCGCACAGCAGCUUUCAACAAUGUCGUUGUAAGUUUUUCCUUUCUCGUUUGUAGAGAGUGACUAACUAAACAACGCUUGCGUAACUAUGGGUCCGAAACACGCGUAGAAAAUGUGAUAAUUUGCAGAAUAUCACAAAACAAAAUGUCACAUGGUCUCAUUGGGACGAGGGGAAGGAAAGCGGAGUGAAGGGUGUGUGGUAUUGUAUGGAGAUUUUAGUUCCGCAUUUUCGUAGCCUUGUGGAUCUAUGUACUAUUGUCCUUGUCCCUUGUGUUUGUAACUACUGUAUUUUUCAACGACUGUGCGCGUUUGAUAUACUGUACUGUGUUCCUUACAAAGUAAAACGUUGGUUUAUGGUACAAAUUAAUGCAUUUUAAAUGUAAACGAGUCAUGUGUACACUUUGUAUGAUUUUCGCAAAACCAUUUAGCCUUUAGUUCCUUGUUUAUAUCAACAGUAUUUAAAUCUGCGCUAACGAUGAUGUAACUACCUAAAAAGUUUUGUGUGUCAUAGACACCUAGAUUGUAAAAAAGUCGUAACUUUAUGAACUAGCGCCAUCUAGUGUGUACGUUGUUGACAAUGUUAUCUUCAAUCUAUUUUGUAUAGAGUUUUGGUGUUUGUCCAGAAGGACUUUUGUCCAUCCGUAUUGUAGCCUUGAUUUGUAUGUAAUUGGGGUAUCUUGAUAAUGUUUUAUGGUGCGCAUAUGUGCGUCCAAUAUUAUGAGCAAAGUCCUGAAUCUGUAGUUAAGCUCUACGAUAUGGUGUCAUUGUGUGAAUUUUGUGUACCUGUUCUAAUUUUAAUUCUUAUUAUAAGUGACUGACUGAGUAAAAUGUAAUAAUAUAUUAAAAUCUGACAAAA
Molecule: messenger RNA, 2102 nt
Organism: Hyposmocoma kahamanoa
Lineage: Eukaryota; Metazoa; Arthropoda; Insecta; Lepidoptera; Cosmopterigidae
Product: 23 kDa integral membrane protein-like
Exons: 1
Coding region: 71-856 (261 amino acids)
Cellular component (GO): membrane
Source: RefSeq, a predicted model, not a curated record